AUGGCGAAAAUUUCUGUGACGGUUCAGAAGAUGACUGGAGAGGAGAAAGUGAUCGAAGCCGACCCUCAGGACAAAGUGUCGGCAAUCCAGAAUCUGGUUGCAAGAGACAUGGGAGUUCCACAUCUUUGUCAGAAGCUAUGGAUCAAGAACGGCACGGUGUCCAUGAUGCAGCGAGCUAUACCUGGCAUGGGUCGAAAGCAGGAGGAGCUCAUUGCGUCUUUGAGGCCUCGCGAUGUGGCUGAAAUCAAGGCCAUGGCAAGACCGCCGGAAAUGGUGAUGCAGAUGAUGGCAAUUGUGAGGUAUUUGCUCCGAUACAAGGGGGACGACUGGCGAAGCAGUACAAAGAUGAUGGCCGAUACUAGAGCAUUUUUGGAAGCUCUGCAGCAGUGGUACACCACGGUUCAAGACAUUCAAUCCCGGGAGGUGAAGAAGGCGAAGAUUAUCGCCGACCAGAUGGCAGAGGAUGGAAAAUGGUCCCGGCAAUACUUCGAGCGCAUCAGUAUGCUUUGCUCCAUCCUCUACGAGUGGGUGGAGUUGGCCUUCACAAUGCAUAAGAUGUGGCACAACCCAGGAGAUGUCAGUGCCAUUGAAAUGGAAGGCUUUCAGACCUUGGACACCUACCUAGGAAGCUCGCCACAAGCUGAUGCCAGGGUUGAUCCCCCAUGA
This is a messenger RNA of Cladocopium goreaui, 666 nucleotides long. Lineage: Eukaryota; Dinophyceae; Suessiales; Symbiodiniaceae. The record is from the annotation of a GenBank genome assembly.